Molecule: messenger RNA, 1441 nt
Organism: Apodemus sylvaticus (European woodmouse)
Lineage: Eukaryota; Metazoa; Chordata; Mammalia; Rodentia; Muridae
Product: caspase-1
Exons: 10
Coding region: 112-1320 (402 amino acids)
Biological process (GO): regulation of apoptotic process; proteolysis
Cellular component (GO): protein-containing complex
Molecular function (GO): caspase binding; cysteine-type endopeptidase activity
Source: RefSeq, a predicted model, not a curated record
UGCGCACACUGCAAUUGUGGUUAUUUCUCAAUCUACAUUCACGCCCUGUCGGAAAGGAACCAGUUAGACGCUUUCAGUUUCAGAAGCUCUACAGUGUAGAAGACAAACGCCAUGGCCGACAAGAUCCUGAGGGCAAAGAGGAAGCAAUUUAUCAACUCAGUGACUGUAGGGACAAUAAAUGGAUUGAUGGAUGAACUUUUAGAGAAGAGAGUACUGAACCAGGAAGAAAUGGAUAAAAUAAAACUUGCAAACGUUACUGUUAUGGAAAAGGCCCGGGACCUGUGUGAUCAUGUCACUAAAAAAGGGCCCCAGGCAAGCAAUAUAUUCAUCACUUACAUUUGUAAUGAAGACUGCUACCUAGCAGAAAUUCUGGAACUUCAAUCAGGUCCAUCAGCUGAAACUUUUGUUGCUACAGAAGAUUCUAAGGGAGGAUAUCCUUCCUCUUCAGAAACAAAGAAAGAACAUAGCAAAGAAAGUGGCACAUUUCCAGGACUGAGUGGGAGCCUCAAGUUUUGUCCUUCAGAAAAAGUCCAGAAUUUGUGGAAAGAAAAUCCUACAGAGAUUUAUCCAAUAAUGAAUACAACCAUUCGCACACGGCUUGCCCUCAUUAUCUGCAACACAGAGUUUCAGCAUCUUUCUCGGAGGGUCGGAGCUGAUGUUGACCUCAGAGAAAUGAAGCUGCUGCUGCAGGAUCUGGGGUACACUGUGAAAGUGAAAGAAAAUCUCACAGCUCUGGAGAUGGUGAAAGAGGUGAAAGAAUUUGCUGCCUGCCCAGAGCACAAGACUUCUGACAGUACUUUCCUUGUAUUCAUGUCUCAUGGUAUCCAGGAGGGAAUAUGUGGGACAACAUACUCUAAUGAAGUUUCAGAUAUUUUAAAGGUUGACACAAUCUUUCAAAUGAUGAAUACUUUGAAGUGUCCAAACUUAAAAGAUAAGCCCAAGGUGAUCAUUAUUCAGGCAUGCCGUGGAGAGAAACAAGGAGUGGUGCUGUUAAAAGAUUCAGUAGGAGACUCUGAAAAGGAAUUCUUGUCAGAUGCGAUUUUUGAAGAUGAUGGCAUUAAGAAAGCCCAUAUAGAAAAAGAUUUUAUUGCUUUCUGCUCUUCAACACCAGAUAAUGUGUCUUGGAGACAUCCUGUCCGGGGCUCUCUUUUUAUUGAGUCACUGAUCAAACACAUGAAAGAAUAUGCCUGGUCAUGUGACUUGGAGGACAUUUUCAGAAAGGUUCGACUUUCAUUUGAACAACCAGAAUCUAGGCUACAAAUGCCCACCACUGAAAGGGUGACCCUGACAAAACGUUUCUACCUCUUCCCUGGACAUUAAACUAAGAAUCCAGGAGUUCAUUCUUACAUACCUAUCCUGGGAAUCAUGCCAAUGAGAAGCCAAUAAUUCCCUAAAUAAUGCAAUAAAUAUCAAAACAAAACAAAACAAAAUAGAAAGGCUA